AUGCGCCUUUUGUGUCCCUCAGCCGCUGCUGGAGCUCAUGUCAGUUGCUGUCCUGGUUUGCACAGCUUCACAGCACGCGCAUCGAACCUCGCAGUGCCGAGAACGAGAGCAAACGUUUGCGGAUGGAGGAUGGAGGGAGAAAGCAGGAGGGGGUUCGACCUGAUCGGGGGAAGGGAUUGGGACCUGCUCUCCCUCCGGCAGUUCCGACGGGAAGCAAGACUUCGCUACGCGUCCCUCAACCAGUCGGAGCCUCUUCGCAUCCUCCUCUUCGCCCUCCUCACCGUCUUCUCCGCGUCUGCGUCUGCACUAGCGGAAGCCCUUGACUCCAGUCUCUCCGACCCCGAGAAGGCCACCAGCCUCGUCGUCUCCGUCGCCUCCUUCCUCCUCUUUCUGCGUGAGAGGGGCAGACGCACCGCGCAGCUCGUGAGGUUCGACCGGGAGAGCAUGGCCUCUGACCUCUCCGCCGCCUUCGAGGAUCCACUCACGGGCUCACGCAAGUCGCUCAAACUUCGAGACCUGCGAGAGAAACUCCGCGUCCUCGUCGUCUACGGAGACGCGGAGACCCUCAAGGCUGUCCUCAAAGAAGCUGCUGUCUACCGGAGGCGCCUCCUCCAGUCUCAGGUGGCUCUGGUGGCAGCGAGCAGCGACGGCAGCAGCCGCAAGGACUGGGAGGUGCCCAAGAGCGCGCGAGGAGGAUGGCUGUGGGAAGCUACAGAGAAGCAGGCAGAGAGGGACGGGAGGCAGAGGAGACUCGCUGACUUGAAUUGCCGGGCGUCCUCAGGAGGAGGAGCGUGGUUCGCUCUCAACAAGAAGGGAAGGUCACGCGCGAGUGGCCUGGGAGCUCCUCGCUUCGACGAGUUGCUGGGUAGCCGGCUGCCUCCCACAGAGCUGUCGGAGCAAGACGCUCCCUUCUUCACCGAGUUGGACGAGUCGGUGGCAGCAGCUCAGGGGAGGUUCUACGACGUGAGUCUCCCUCAGGGUGGCAACGAGGUGACGAGCGAGCAGGCGCUGACCAACGGCAAGCUGGAGGAGAUGAGAGCUCUCUUCUCAGAGGAGCUGUCGGAAGAUGUCUCUGAGUUCGUCAACCUGGGCGGCCGCCUUGACCCGUGGGAUUCUCAACUCCGCGAAGGCUCGAGGCCUCAAGGCAUGAAGAUCAGCAGCAGGGACGUGACGGUCGCCGACGAUGGUCUGGAGGCGUGGACGACCUGCCUCGAGCAGCCAGCCGGAGGUUUCGGGACUCUGUUGGCAACACAGAGGUGGAAGAGGAAGGAGAGCGGAGGAGCAGACGCCCAGUGGACGUUGGUCGCUCAUCGCACCAUCCCCUUCAGCCUCAACGCAGGUGCCAUGGCCAUUCUUCGCUGCGACUGCCGCGGGUGUGUCGCCGGCCUCCGUACACUGGACAAACAAGGUCCGUUGGACAUGCCGAACCCUGCGAGCGACUAG
Molecule: messenger RNA, 1443 nt
Organism: Guillardia theta CCMP2712
Lineage: Eukaryota; Cryptophyceae; Pyrenomonadales; Geminigeraceae
Exons: 11
Coding region: 1-1443 (480 amino acids)
Source: RefSeq, a predicted model, not a curated record